AUGGCGCCCCGUAAAGAUGGCGACGUUGUUUUCUCUUUUAAUGCAAAAUACAUCUCUUGGGGCCAUACUCUCGUUGCAUAUACUGCGUUCUUCAGUGCGCUGAUUGUUGGAUGCUCGCUCCAUUAUCACAAAAUUGUACAAAAUGAGUGGUUUGGAUAUCCCGAUGAAUGGUUUCCCUCCGUCUCCUCCACCAUUGGCGACCGAUAUCCCGAACGUUCCUUCUUCAUGCUAUUCAUUGCCAUAACAUCCGGUCCAAGAUUCGCUCUCGUUACCCUUUUCUAUCUGCUCACGCGAAAACCGAAUUCAAGUCUGCCGGGAAUUGUCGCAGCCACAGGAAUCUUCAGAACGUUGACUUGUGGAGGCUGGACAUAUGUCACAUCCACCGACGAUCAUGGUUGGCAUGACAUCUUCAUGAUCUCCUAUAUCGUUGCAACGCUGCCCUGGACUCUAGGCUGUCUUGCACUAAGUCCUCCCAAUCCUCAAGCGAUCAAGUAUCGAAAAAUACUCGCCGGCUCCUUCUUCGGCACCCUGGUACCGUUGGUAUACUUCUUUAUUCAGCAUAAGGUCCAUAGAAUCCCUGGCGCUUACACAACUUAUGCUUUCUUUGAAUGGGCAUUAAUUCUCUUCGAUGUUGGUUUCGACGCUGUUACUGCCCUCGAUUUCGAGACAUUUGAAGUAGUUGUCAAAGACGUGAAAGGUCUCAGCAGAGGUGAUGCCAAACUGCUCAAAGAUUCAGUCAAAGAAAAGGGACGGGCAUCACCCUUCAUACAAACGUCCACCUUCGAAGGUCCGAACUAUUGGCCCGCCGUGCUUGAUGCAGCUGCCGACAUCUAUACCGGCUUUGUAUUUUGGUCCAACCUUACUUCUAUCGGACUGCUCGUCUGGUACUUUCCCCUGUGGCACAUGGGCAUCUCUGGGUACGAGGUCAUGAUCAUGGUGUCCGUCUCGCCUGUCUUUCUCGGCAUCCCUCUCGUUCGCUCCCUGGUCAUCAAGAAUAUUCGAUGGGUGCAUAUGUUGUCCUUAGCGGGGCUUCUUGCUUGGAAUGUCAAAGACCCUGCAAAUCGGCUGUUCACCGUCGGCUUCGCCAACUUCAUGGGAUGCUUGGCAUGGACUACUACGUGGUAUGCGGAGAGAAAGAACUCUUCACGGCUGCAGGCCAAAAUACUGGCCUGGGGUAUUGGCUUGAUCCUCUCAAGCAUAUCCAAAUUUGCCAAUGGCACCAACAAUCCCGUGUGGCCCAUCAUGAAUCCCGGCAACGGCGGGUGGAAUAAGACUGGUUUCCUCCUCGCAGUGGCUGCAGUCUGGACGUCAACUCGACAAGUCAAUACCAGCGGUGGAGACUAUGAACCUCCCCACGCCAGAAAGGGCUCGAGUGUUUUGGCAGGGCUCGGCAUAGCGGGUCUCGUAUUUGCGCUCCAGUCCCUCCUUUCGGAUUCUAGCACCAUGAUUCUGUGGGUCUGGGAAGGCUUUCCCGUCCAAGGCCCGAUAGCAGCACCACACGGUGCAGUGACCAUCCUGGCCAUGAGCGUCGGCCUCUUUCUCGGCGUCGCGUUGCCAGGUUUCUUUGGAUCUUGGACUGCAUUUGGGCUGGGUGCUGUAGGUGCCACCUUCCUUACCUACUACAGCAAUUGGACUGGUUAUUAUGGCGCACUAGUCUUGACAGUCUAUCUGUUGGGAGUUGCGCCGGUACUGAUCACCUCGGCCAUCCAGCACAAUCUUGCUAUCACCUUUGGCUUCGGACUAUUUGUGUACAAUAUCAUGUUGCUAUUCCAUGUCUGGGUGGUGGCAUAUGCAUUUGUCCCUGGUGGACCGCUUGUCCGGGAGCAUACGGACUGGGUUAUGAUGACAACCAUGCUGCUGAUUGGUGCCGGUGUCUUUUCAGCUUUAGUCACCAAUUCUGGUCGCCAGCAGAGGAGCAACGCCAGCGCUAGAGGCCGCAAGCAAUCCGCGUACUAUCUUCAUAUUCUUAUCGCCCUUCAGUUGCUAACAGCAUCGGUCGCUUAUCUACGGUUUCCCACCAACGAUUAUCAGGCGUACCACAGGGAGGAGAGGCUAAUGACAGCUGGUAUCUGGACUGUUCAUUUUUCACUAGAUAACGACAUGUGGUCAUCUGAACGACGGAUGAGAGAUGCAAUCAAGGAGCUGGAACUUGAUGUGGUUGGACUUUUAGAAUCCGACAACCAGCGGAUUAUUAUGGGCAACCGAGAUACCACACAAUAUCUUGCAGAGGACCUUGGGAUGUAUGUGGACUAUGGCCCGGGGCCAAACAAGCAUACAUGGGGAUCAGCAUUAUUAUCAAAAUUCCCUAUCCUCAACUCAACUCAUCACCUCCUACCGUCACCAGUGGGUGAGCUUGCUCCAGCAAUCGAGGCGACUUUGGACGUCUAUGGAACGCACGUUGAUGUGUUUGUCUUCCACUCUGGGCAAGAGGAAGACCCUGAAGACCGUCGCCUUCAAUCAGAAUACCUUGCAAAGGUCAUGAAAGCCAGCCCGCGGCCCGCGAUUCUCCUGAGCUAUUUGGUAACCAAGCCCAAGGAAGGCAACUACCACACGUACGUGGGUGAGAAGAGUGGCAUGCAUGACAUUGAUAGUCGGGACUGGGAUCGCUGGUGUGAAUACAUUCUUUAUAAGGACAUCAAACGUGUGGGGUAUGCCAGAGUGAGUCGUGGUACGAUUACAGACACGGAGAUCCAGGUGGGCAAGUUCGUGGUAGGAGAGGAAGUGUCAUAUACAGACGAGAGGAUUCCAGAGGAGCAGGUUCAUCCAGCACGAAGAUUUCCAGCGUUGUUCCGUGGAGAGGGUGUACGCGGCCAUCGAUAUCAUGUCUUUGAUGAGCCAUGGUAUUAUGCUUAG
Molecule: messenger RNA, 2853 nt
Organism: Exophiala aquamarina CBS 119918
Lineage: Eukaryota; Fungi; Ascomycota; Eurotiomycetes; Chaetothyriales; Herpotrichiellaceae
Exons: 6
Coding region: 1-2853 (950 amino acids)
Biological process (GO): fungal-type cell wall organization; GPI anchor biosynthetic process
Cellular component (GO): endoplasmic reticulum
Source: RefSeq, a predicted model, not a curated record